Gorilla gorilla gorilla (western lowland gorilla) is the source of this 9405-nucleotide messenger RNA. Its product is annotated as mucin-12-like. The transcript is spliced from 2 exons. Bases 1 to 9405 code for a protein of 3134 amino acids. The record is from RefSeq and is a predicted model, not a curated record. NCBI's taxonomy places the organism in Eukaryota, Metazoa, Chordata, Mammalia, Primates, Hominidae.
AUGCCAGGCCUCAGUCAGGAAUCUACAGCUUCCCACAGCAGCCCAGGCUCCACAGACACGACACUGUCCCCUGGCAGUACCACAGCAUCAUCCCUUGGUCCAGAAUCUACUACCUUCCACAGCAGCCCAGGCUCCACUGAAACAACACUCUUACCUGACAACACCACGACCUCAGGCCUCCUUGAAGCAUCUACGCCCGUCCACAGCAGCACUGGAUCGCCACACACAACACUGUCCCCUGCCGGCUCUACAACCCGUCAGGGAGAAUCUACCACCUUCCAGAGCUGGCCAAGCUCAAAGGACACUAGGCCUGCACCUCCUACUACCACAUCAGCCUUUGUUGAGCUAUCUACAACCUCCCACAGCAGCCCGAGCUCAACUCCAACAACCCACUUUUCUGCCAGCUCCACAACCUUGGGCCGUAGUGAGGAAUCGACAACAGUCCACAGCAGCCCAGUUGCAACUGCAACAACACCCUCGCCUGCCCGCUCCACAACCUCAGGCCUCGUUGAAGAAUCUACGACCUACCACAGCAGCCCGGGCUCAACUCAAACAACGCACUUCCCUGAAAGCGCCACAACUUCAGGCCGUGGUGAAGAAUCAACAACUUCCCACAGCAGCACAACACACACAAUAUCUUCACCUCCUAGCACCACAUCUGCCCUUGUUGAAGAACCUACAAGCUACCACAGCAGCCCGGGCUCAACUGCAACAACACACUUCCCUGACAGCUCCACAACCUCAGGCCGUAGUGAGGAAUCAACAGCAUCCCACAGCAGCCAAGACGCAACGGGAACAAUAGUCCUACCUGCCCGCUCCACAACCUCAGUUCUUCUUGGAGAAUCUACGACCUCACCCAUCAGUUCAGGCUCAACGGAAACGACAGCGUUACCCGGCAGUACCACAACGCCAGGCCUCAGUGACAAAUCUACCACUUUCCACAGUAGCCCCAGAUCACCAGCCACAACACUCUCACCUGCCAGCACGACAAGCUCAGGCGUCAGUGAAGGAUCCACCACCUCCCACAGCCGACCAGGCUCAACGCACACAACAGCAUUCCCUGACAGCACCACCACGCCAGGCCUCAGUCGGGAUUCUACAACUUCCCACAGCAGCCCAGGCUCAACGGAUACAACACCGUUACCUGCCAGCACCACCACCUCAGGCCCCAGGCAGGAAUCAACAACUUCCCACAGCAGCCCAGGUUCAACUGACACAGCACUGUCCCCUGGCAGUACCACAGCCUUAUCCUUUGGUCAAGAAUCUACAACCUUCCACAGCAGCCCAGGCUCCACUCACACAACACUCUUCCCUGACAGCACCACAAGCUCAGGCAUCGUUGAAGCAUCUACACGCGUCCACAGCAGCACUGGCUCACCACGCACAACACUGUCCCCUGCCAGCUCCACAAGCCCUGGACUUCAGGGAGAAUCUACCGCCUUCCAGACCCACCCAGCCUCAACUCACACAACGCCUUCACCUCCUAGCACCACAACAGCCCCUGUUGAAGAAUCUACAACCUACCACCGCAGCCCAGGCUCGACUCCAACAACACACUUCCCUGCCAGCUCCACAACUUCGGGCCACAGUGAGAAAUCAACAAUAUUCCACAGCAGCCCAGAUGCAAGUGGGACAACACCCUCGCCUGCCCACUCCACAACCUCAGGUCGUGGAGAAUCUACAACCUCUCGCAUCAGUCCAGGCUCAACUGAAAUAACAACGUUACCUGGCAGUACCACAACACCAGGCCUCAGUGAGGCAUCUACCACCUUCUACAGCAGCCCCAGAUCACCAACCACAACACUCUCACCUGCCAGCAUGACAAGCCUAGGCGUCGGUGAAGAAUCCACCACCUCCCGUAGCCAACCAGGUUCUACUCACUCAACAGUGUCACCUGCCAGCACCACCACGCCAGGCCUCAGUGAGGAAUCUACCACCGCCUACAGCAGCAGCCCAGGCUCAACUGAAACCACAGUGUUCCCUCGCAGCACCACAACCUCAGUUCGUGGUGAAGAGCCUACAACCUUCCACCGCCGGCCAGCCUCAACUCACACAACACUGUUCGCUGAGGACAGCACCACCUCGGGCCUCACUGAAGAAUCUACAGCCUUCCCCGGCAGCCCAGUCUCCACCCAAACAGGGUUACCUGCCACACUCACAACCGCAGACCUCGGUGAGGAAUCAACAACCUUUCCCAGCAGCUCAGGCUCAACUGGAACAACACUCUCACCUGCCCGCUCCACCACCUCUGGCCUCGUUGGAGAAUCUACACCCUCACGCCUCAGUCCAAGCUCAACCGAAACAACAACUUUACCCGGCAGUCCCACAACACCAAGCCUCAGUGAGAAAUCAACCACCUUCUACACUAGCCCCAGAUCACCAGAUGCAACACUCUCACCUGCAACCACAACAAGCUCAGGCGUCAGCGAAGAAUCCAGCACAUCCCACAGUCAACCAGGCUCAACGCACACAACAGCGUUCCCUGACAGCACCACCACCUCAGGCCUCAGUCAGGAACCUACGACUUCCCACAGCAGCCAAGGCUCAACAGAGGCAACACUGUCCCCUGGCAGUACCACAGCCUCAUCCCUUGGUCAACAAUCUACCACCUUCCACAGCAGCCCAGGCGCCACUGAAACCACACUCUUACCUGACGACACCAUAACCUCAGGCCCCGUGGAGGCAUCUACACCCACCCACAGCAGCACUGGCUCGCUACACACAACACUGACCCCUGCCAGCUCCACAAGCACUGGCCUUCAGGAAGAAUCUACCACUUUCCAGAGCUGGCCAAGCUCGAGUGACACAACACCUUCACCUCGUGGCACCACAGCAGCCCCUGUUGAAGUAUCCACAACCUACCACAGCCGCCCGAGCUCAACUCCAACAACACACUUUUCUGCCAGUUCCACAACCUUGGGCCGUAGUGAGGAAUCAACAACAGUCCACAGCAGCCCAGGUGCAACUGGAACAACACUCUUCCCUACCCGCUCUGCAACCUCAGUUCUUGUUGGAGAACCUACAACGUCACCCAUCAGUUCAGGCUCAGUGGAAACAACAGCAUUACCUGGCAGUACCACAACAGCAGGCCUGAGUGAGAAAUCUACCACCUUCUACAGUAGCCCCAGAUCACCGGACACAACACUCUCACCUGUCGGCACGACAAGCUCAGGCGUCAGUGAAGAAUCCACCACCUCCCACGGCCAACCAGGCUCAACGCACACAACAGCAUUCCCUGGCGGUACCACCAUGCCAGGCCUCAGUCAGGAAUCUACAGCUUCCCACAGCAGCCCAGGCUCCACAGACACGACACUGUCCCCUGGCAGUACCACAGCAUCAUCCCUUGGUCCAGAAUCUACUACCUUCCACAGCAGCCCAGGCUCCACUGAAACAACACUCUUACCUGACAACACCACGACCUCAGGCCUCCUUGAAGCAUCUACGCCCGUCCACAGCAGCACUGGAUCGCCACACACAACACUGUCCCCUGCCGGCUCUACAACCCGUCAGGGAGAAUCUACCACCUUCCAGAGCUGGCCAAGCUCAAAGGACACUAGGCCUGCACCUCCUACUACCACAUCAGCCUUUGUUGAGCUAUCUACAACCUCCCACAGCAGCCCGAGCUCAACUCCAACAACCCACUUUUCUGCCAGCUCCACAACCUUGGGCCGUAGUGAGGAAUCGACAACAGUCCACAGCAGCCCAGUUGCAACUGCAACAACACCCUCGCCUGCCCGCUCCACAACCUCAGGCCUCGUUGAAGAAUCUACGACCUACCACAGCAGCCCGGGCUCAACUCAAACAACGCACUUCCCUGAAAGCGCCACAACUUCAGGCCGUGGUGAAGAAUCAACAACUUCCCACAGCAGCACAACACACACAAUAUCUUCACCUCCUAGCACCACAUCUGCCCUUGUUGAAGAACCUACAAGCUACCACAGCAGCCCGGGCUCAACUGCAACAACACACUUCCCUGACAGCUCCACAACCUCAGGCCGUAGUGAGGAAUCAACAGCAUCCCACAGCAGCCAAGACGCAACGGGAACAAUAGUCCUACCUGCCCGCUCCACAACCUCAGUUCUUCUUGGAGAAUCUACGACCUCACCCAUCAGUUCAGGCUCAACGGAAACGACAGCGUUACCCGGCAGUACCACAACGCCAGGCCUCAGUGACAAAUCUACCACUUUCCACAGUAGCCCCAGAUCACCAGCCACAACACUCUCACCUGCCAGCACGACAAGCUCAGGCGUCAGUGAAGAAUCCACCACCUCCCACAGCCGACCAGGCUCAACGCACACAACAGCAUUCCCUGACAGCACCACCACGCCAGGCCUCAGUCGGGAUUCUACAACUUCCCACAGCAGCCCAGGCUCAACGGAUACAACACCGUUACCUGCCAGCACCACCACCUCAGGCCCCAGGCAGGAAUCAACAACUUCCCACAGCAGCCCAGGUUCAACUGACACAGCACUGUCCCCUGGCAGUACCACAGCCUUAUCCUUUGGUCAAGAAUCUACAACCUUCCACAGCAGCCCAGGCUCCACUCACACAACACUCUUCCCUGACAGCACCACAAGCUCAGGCAUCGUUGAAGCAUCUACACGCGUCCACAGCAGCACUGGCUCACCACGCACAACACUGUCCCCUGCCAGCUCCACAAGCCCUGGACUUCAGGGAGAAUCUACCGCCUUCCAGACCCACCCAGCCUCAACUCACACAACGCCUUCACCUCCUAGCACCACAACAGCCCCUGUUGAAGAAUCUACAACCUACCACCGCAGCCCAGGCUCGACUCCAACAACACACUUCCCUGCCAGCUCCACAACUUCGGGCCACGGUGAGAAAUCAACAAUAUUCCACAGCAGCCCAGAUGCAAGUGGGACAACACCCUCGCCUGCCCACUCCACAACCUCAGGUCGUGGAGAAUCUACAACCUCUCGCAUCAGUCCAGGCUCAACUGAAAUAACAACGUUACCUGGCAGUACCACAACACCAGGCCUCAGUGAGGCAUCUACCACCUUCUACAGCAGCCCCAGAUCACCAACCACAACACUCUCACCUGCCAGCAUGACAAGCCUAGGCGUCGGUGAAGAAUCCACCACCUCCCGUAGCCAACCAGGUUCUACUCACUCAACAGUGUCACCUGCCAGCACCACCACGCCAGGCCUCAGUGAGGAAUCUACCACCGCCUACAGCAGCAGCCCAGGCUCAACUGAAACCACAGUGUUCCCUCGCAGCACCACAACCUCAGUUCGUGGUGAAGAGCCUACAACCUUCCACCGCCGGCCAGCCUCAACUCACACAACACUGUUCGCUGAGGACAGCACCACCUCGGGCCUCACUGAAGAAUCUACAGCCUUCCCCGGCAGCCCAGUCUCCACCCAAACAGGGUUACCUGCCACACUCACAACCGCAGACCUCGGUGAGGAAUCAACAACCUUUCCCAGCAGCUCAGGCUCAACUGGAACAACACUCUCACCUGCCCGCUCCACCACCUCUGGCCUCGUUGGAGAAUCUACACCCUCACGCCUCAGUCCAAGCUCAACCGAAACAACAACUUUACCCGGCAGUCCCACAACACCAAGCCUCAGUGAGAAAUCAACCACCUUCUACACUAGCCCCAGAUCACCAGAUGCAACACUCUCACCUGCAACCACAACAAGCUCAGGCGUCAGCGAAGAAUCCAGCACAUCCCACAGUCAACCAGGCUCAACGCACACAACAGCGUUCCCUGACAGCACCACCACCUCAGGCCUCAGUCAGGAACCUACGACUUCCCACAGCAGCCAAGGCUCAACAGAGGCAACACUGUCCCCUGGCAGUACCACAGCCUCAUCCCUUGGUCAACAAUCUACCACCUUCCACAGCAGCCCAGGCGCCACUGAAACCACACUCUUACCUGACGACACCAUAACCUCAGGCCCCGUGGAGGCAUCUACACCCACCCACAGCAGCACUGGCUCGCUACACACAACACUGACCCCUGCCAGCUCCACAAGCACUGGCCUUCAGGAAGAAUCUACCACUUUCCAGAGCUGGCCAAGCUCGAGUGACACAACACCUUCACCUCGCGGCACCACAGCAGCCCCUGUUGAAGUAUCCACAACCUACCACAGCCGCCCGAGCUCAACUCCAACAACACACUUUUCUGCCAGUUCCACAACCUUGGGCCGUAGUGAGGAAUCAACAACAGUCCACAGCAGCCCAGGUGCAACUGGAACAACACUCUUCCCUACCCGCUCUGCAACCUCAGUUCUUGUUGGAGAACCUACAACGUCACCCAUCAGUUCAGGCUCAGUGGAAACAACAGCAUUACCUGGCAGUACCACAACAGCAGGCCUGAGUGAGAAAUCUACCACCUUCUACAGUAGCCCCAGAUCACCGGACACAACACUCUCACCUGUCGGCACGACAAGCUCAGGCGUCAGUGAAGAAUCCACCACCUCCCACGGCCAACCAGGCUCAACGCACACAACAGCAUUCCCUGGCGGUACCACCAUGCCAGGCCUCAGUCAGGAAUCUACAGCUUCCCACAGCAGCCCAGGCUCCACAGACACGACACUGUCCCCUGGCAGUACCACAGCAUCAUCCCUUGGUCCAGAAUCUACUACCUUCCACAGCAGCCCAGGCUCCACUGAAACAACACUCUUACCUGACAACACCACGACCUCAGGCCUCCUUGAAGCAUCUACGCCCGUCCACAGCAGCACUGGAUCGCCACACACAACACUGUCCCCUGCCGGCUCUACAACCCGUCAGGGAGAAUCUACCACCUUCCAGAGCUGGCCAAGCUCAAAGGACACUAGGCCUGCACCUCCUACUACCACAUCAGCCUUUGUUGAGCUAUCUACAACCUCCCACAGCAGCCCGAGCUCAACUCCAACAACCCACUUUUCUGCCAGCUCCACAACCUUGGGCCGUAGUGAGGAAUCGACAACAGUCCACAGCAGCCCAGUUGCAACUGCAACAACACCCUCGCCUGCCCGCUCCACAACCUCAGGCCUCGUUGAAGAAUCUACGACCUACCACAGCAGCCCGGGCUCAACUCAAACAACGCACUUCCCUGAAAGCGCCACAACUUCAGGCCGUGGUGAAGAAUCAACAACUUCCCACAGCAGCACAACACACACAAUAUCUUCACCUCCUAGCACCACAUCUGCCCUUGUUGAAGAACCUACAAGCUACCACAGCAGCCCGGGCUCAACUGCAACAACACACUUCCCUGACAGCUCCACAACCUCAGGCCGUAGUGAGGAAUCAACAGCAUCCCACAGCAGCCAAGACGCAACGGGAACAAUAGUCCUACCUGCCCGCUCCACAACCUCAGUUCUUCUUGGAGAAUCUACGACCUCACCCAUCAGUUCAGGCUCAACGGAAACGACAGCGUUACCCGGCAGUACCACAACGCCAGGCCUCAGUGACAAAUCUACCACUUUCCACAGUAGCCCCAGAUCACCAGCCACAACACUCUCACCUGCCAGCACGACAAGCUCAGGCGUCAGUGAAGGAUCCACCACCUCCCACAGCCGACCAGGCUCAACGCACACAACAGCAUUCCCUGACAGCACCACCACGCCAGGCCUCAGUCGGGAUUCUACAACUUCCCACAGCAGCCCAGGCUCAACGGAUACAACACCGUUACCUGCCAGCACCACCACCUCAGGCCCCAGGCAGGAAUCAACAACUUCCCACAGCAGCCCAGGUUCAACUGACACAGCACUGUCCCCUGGCAGUACCACAGCCUUAUCCUUUGGUCAAGAAUCUACAACCUUCCACAGCAGCCCAGGCUCCACUCACACAACACUCUUCCCUGACAGCACCACAAGCUCAGGCAUCGUUGAAGCAUCUACACGCGUCCACAGCAGCACUGGCUCACCACGCACAACACUGUCCCCUGCCAGCUCCACAAGCCCUGGACUUCAGGGAGAAUCUACCGCCUUCCAGACCCACCCAGCCUCAACUCACACAACGCCUUCACCUCCUAGCACCACAACAGCCCCUGUUGAAGAAUCUACAACCUACCACCGCAGCCCAGGCUCGACUCCAACAACACACUUCCCUGCCAGCUCCACAACUUCGGGCCACAGUGAGAAAUCAACAAUAUUCCACAGCAGCCCAGAUGCAAGUGGGACAACACCCUCGCCUGCCCACUCCACAACCUCAGGUCGUGGAGAAUCUACAACCUCUCGCAUCAGUCCAGGCUCAACUGAAAUAACAACGUUACCUGGCAGUACCACAACACCAGGCCUCAGUGAGGCAUCUACCACCUUCUACAGCAGCCCCAGAUCACCAACCACAACACUCUCACCUGCCAGCAUGACAAGCCUAGGCGUCGGUGAAGAAUCCACCACCUCCCGUAGCCAACCAGGUUCUACUCACUCAACAGUGUCACCUGCCAGCACCACCACGCCAGGCCUCAGUGAGGAAUCUACCACCGCCUACAGCAGCAGCCCAGGCUCAACUGAAACCACAGUGUUCCCUCGCAGCACCACAACCUCAGUUCGUGGUGAAGAGCCUACAACCUUCCACCGCCGGCCAGCCUCAACUCACACAACACUGUUCGCUGAGGACAGCACCACCUCGGGCCUCACUGAAGAAUCUACAGCCUUCCCCGGCAGCCCAGUCUCCACCCAAACAGGGUUACCUGCCACACUCACAACCGCAGACCUCGGUGAGGAAUCAACAACCUUUCCCAGCAGCUCAGGCUCAACUGGAACAACACUCUCACCUGCCCGCUCCACCACCUCUGGCCUCGUUGGAGAAUCUACACCCUCACGCCUCAGUCCAAGCUCAACCGAAACAACAACUUUACCCGGCAGUCCCACAACACCAAGCCUCAGUGAGAAAUCAACCACCUUCUACACUAGCCCCAGAUCACCAGAUGCAACACUCUCACCUGCAACCACAACAAGCUCAGGCGUCAGCGAAGAAUCCAGCACAUCCCACAGUCAACCAGGCUCAACGCACACAACAGCGUUCCCUGACAGCACCACCACCUCAGGCCUCAGUCAGGAACCUACGACUUCCCACAGCAGCCAAGGCUCAACAGAGGCAACACUGUCCCCUGGAAGUACCACAGCCUCAUCCCUUGGUCAACAAUCUACCACCUUCCACAGCAGCCCAGGCGCCACUGAAACCACACUCUUACCUGACGACACCAUAACCUCAGGCCCCGUGGAGGCAUCUACACCCACCCACAGCAGCACUGGCUCGCUACACACAACACUGACCCCUGCCAGCUCCACAAGCACUGGCCUUCAGGAAGAAUCUACCACUUUCCAGAGCUGGCCAAGCUCGAGUGACACAACACCUUCACCUCGUGGCACCACAGCAGCCCCUGUUGAACCCCAGAUCACCGGACACAACACUCUCACCUGUCGGCACGACAAGCUCAGGCGUCAGUGA